This is a messenger RNA of Amphiprion ocellaris (clown anemonefish), 5824 nucleotides long. RefSeq names its product TSC complex subunit 1b (gene tsc1b). The record is from RefSeq and is a predicted model, not a curated record. Gene Ontology annotation, cellular component: TSC1-TSC2 complex. Lineage: Eukaryota; Metazoa; Chordata; Actinopteri; Pomacentridae. The coding region runs from base 380 to 4219 and encodes 1279 amino acids. Gene Ontology annotation, biological process: negative regulation of cell population proliferation; negative regulation of TOR signaling; regulation of cell cycle. The transcript has 22 exons.
ACCAACACGGAGCCGCAACUACAGUCUUAGCUCAGCGCCGGAGCUGACAGUUGGCCGGGAUACGCGUGAAAGCACAAUUUCGGCGUUUUCGGACGUGAUUGAGAAACUUUCGGGUGUUUCUUCGGUUUUGUGAAAGUUGCCGUUCCGCCGCGCAAGGAGCUAACUUAUGGGAUUAGUUUGCACGCAGCCUGACAGCGGAGGCGGACUGCGGUGGGAUGGGCUGUGAGGUGUUCAAGAUGGCGGCGCCCUGUGGAGUGCAGCUACUCUAACAGAGGUGCCUGGAGACUGUAUUGGUGGGUGGGCCCCAGGAGUCCUCCAGGCAAGCAGGGACGGACACCGUGAGCGCAACGCUGCCUCCACCUCCAGCACUGCCACCACCAUGGCCAGGGAGCAGCCCAACGUGGGGGACCUCCUCCCACUCCUGGAGACCUCCGACCUCCACCAGCUAGACGAGAUCAGAGGCCUUAUCAACGAGCAGCUCAGCACCGAGCGAGGGUCCAUGCUGCUGAAUGGGCUGGUCGACUACUUUUUGGAAACCAACUCCGCCCAGGCCAUGCAUAUCCUGUCAUCUGUCAGAGAGCCACAUGACAAGCACCUUCUAGACAAGAUGAACGACUGUAUGACCAAACAGGCCUGCCGGCUGCCCACCCUCACUCUGCUCGGACAUGUAAUCCGCAAGCAGCCGUCCUGGAUCCACAAGAUUGCUCGAUACCCUCUGCUGCUCUCGCUGCUCAAAUGCCUAAAGACGGAUACGGAUGUAGUGGUGCUCAUAACCGGAGUGCUGGUGCUGAUCACGCUGCUGCCGAUGAUCCCUCAAGCUGGGAAGCAACACCUGUGGGAGUAUUUUGACAUCUUUGGCCGCCUGGCAUCCUGGAACCUUAAGAAUCCAGGCCAUGUUUCAGAGGUUUACCUAAUCCACCUACAUGCCAGCGUGUAUUCACUCUUCCACCGUCUCUAUGGCAUGUAUCCAUGCAACUUCGUGUCCUACCUGCGCUCCCAUUACAGCAUGAAGGAGAACAUGGAAACCUUUGAGGAAGUAGUGAAGCCGAUGCUUGAACAUGUUCGUAUCCACCCAGAACUGGUGACAGGAACCAAGGACCAUGAGCUCGACCCCACCAGGUGGAAAAAGUAUGAAAUCCAUGAUAUCGUCAUCGAAUGUGCCAAAGUGUCUCUAGACCCCAAGGAGGCCUCCUGUGAGGAGGGUUACACCACCAUGCCUGAGAACUUUUACCCACAAAUCCACCUGCGACCACAAGACUGCACUUCCAGCCCCUACGCCGACCUCCACAGCAGCUACGGAAGCUCUUCUUCGACCCCAUUCUCAACUCCACGGCAGCCACAACCGCCUCCCCUGUCCUUGCCCCCCUUCUCAGGAACACAGUCCUCCUAUCGCAGCCCACAGACCUCCAGACGGCAGAACUCCACCUGUGAACUCAACUCUUCCUGUGGGGGGAAGGACCCUCUGUGGAGCCCCUCCUCGUUGUGCGGCAUGGCCACGCCCCCUUCCUCGAGGGGCAUGUCGCCCAACCUAGAGCUCUCCCACAGUGCCUCACACCUUCCCAGCCGCUUCCACUGCACAUCAGGAGGAAAAGGAACGCCGGCUUCCAGCACUCCAGCCACCUCUUCCCCACCUCCCACCCUAUCAGAUGACUUCCCCAUCAUCUCAUUACCAGCCAACACAGUCCAGUCCAGUCCACCGAGAAAGGAUCGGCGACAAGGAGAAAGUGGAAAACCAGCGCUGGUGAGACAGGAACCUGUGAAAGAUAUGGAGAAGAGUUUGGAAGUGGCUCCAAGCAGAGAUGCAGGAGCUGCAGAGAACAUCUCCAUGACUCUGACAGAACUGUCGGUUUUCAUGAAGAAACAGGAGCUGGAGCUUCAGCUGAGGACAGAAAAGGAGAGGGAAGAGGCUGCCAUCACAGAAGAGCUGCUGAAGAUCACGGAGGAUAAGCAGGAACCGUUGGGCCUGAGGGGCUUCGACUCGCCUUUUUAUCACACCACCGAGACUCUGACUGGCUGUCAGACACAAGUCAAGACCCUCUCCAGCACCCAACCUGGAGGCCUCAUCCGAGACACCCACCACGCCGUAUCAACGCCAGACAAAGCUGAGAACGCUGCGAAUAGCGGCGGCGUUGGCAGCGACAGAGGAGGAGCAGGAGGAGACAGCAGGACUUCAGCCCACGGCCUCGAGCAGCCCUGGUCCUUCCAGUCGGGCUUCACUCCCAUCGACCACCACCUGCACCGAAGCCCCUCCGCCCCGGACGACGAGGUGGGAAAGUUCGGAAUGUUCUCUCCGAGCCCCUGCAGCAAGACGCCGGCGCCGGUGCCAUACGAGUCGUUCUUCGAUCUGGCCCUGCCGAGGGCGGCGUCGCUCUUCGUGGGCCAGAAGACGUCGGAGGCGGUGCACAAGGCGACACUGGAGAGGCUGUCGCAGCGGGAGGAGGGUCUGGAGGACGGGGAGGAGGAGGGAGUAGUGUCUGCUUCACCACUGGAGGUGCUGGAUCGCCUUGUUCAGCAGGGGAGUGACGCCCACGAUAAAGUUCUCAAGAGAUUACCUUUGCCAAGUAAGUCAGCUGACUGGACACACUUUGGAGGCUCGGCUCCGCUGGACGAGCUCCACAUGCUGCGCAGCCAGCUGCUCCUGCUGCACAACCAGCUGCUGUACGAGCGCUACAAGAGGGAGCAGCACGCCGUCCGCAACCGACGCCUCCUCCGACGCAUCAUCAACGCCACGGCGCUGGAAGAGCAGAACAACGCCAUGAAGGACCAGCUGAACCUGCAGAGCGUCGACAUCUUGUCCCUGAGGGAAAGUCUGCAGGUGGAGCAGCAGCGCUACCGGCAGCUGUGGGACGACCGGGAGACGGUGGUGACCAGGCUGCACAGUCAGAUCAGACAACUGCAGCAGGGCCGGGACGACUACUACACCAAGAACCAGGAGCUCCAGAGCAAGCUGCAGGAGUGUCAGAAAAGGAUGGAUGAGUUAGAGGCGGAGCUUCAGAGAGCCAACAACAAAGUCUGCCACACUGGUCACCUCCUCAACCAGAUGACUAUCAAGCUGAGCAACAGCGAGAGCACCCAGCAGCAGAUGAGCUUCCUGAACAAGCAGCUGCUGCUCCUCGGGGAGGCACAUAAGCUGUCCAUGCAGGAAUUACAGCAUGCGGGCGCCGACAACACAAAGGAGGCCCAGAUGCUGCAGCUGUCUUAUGGGAAGGAGGUGGAGACGCUCAGGCAGAGUUUGCUGAUUCAGGGUCAGAAGCUGGAGGCGGCGCAGCAGAGAGGCGCUGAGCUGGAGACGCACCUCUCCAAGAAGGAGCACCUCAUCGCCGAGCAAAAGAAGUUCCUGGAAGACGUGAAGUGUCAAGCGAAGGCGGAGCUGCAGGCCUCCGACAGCAGGUAUCAGGCUCAGAGGAGAAUCACUCAGCUGCUGCAGACUGAACUCCUGCAGCUCUACAGCCGAGUGGAGAUGGAGGCUCCGGCCAGCAGCACCACCGGCUCUCCACCAGGGGGCAGAGCUGACCCACACACUCCUGCUGACUCCAGUGUCAUGGUGCCAGAUGGACCAAGUAAAGUUCACACCAACGAGGAGACAGACAGCAGACCACCGCACGAUUCCCCUCGUGGCAACGGCAGCACUUUAUUGCCAGGGCAACCGAAGGCGAGCAACUCUUCCAAGUCAACGGCCAACUCCAUCAACGGCAGCCAGGACCUGGCCCCGCCCCUGCUGGUGGAGCCGCCGUCCCUGUCCUGUCCCCACGCCAACCCCCUCACGCCCCUGCCCGCCUCCGACGCGCCGCUCACCGUGGGCUCCUACCCCAGCGCCAAGAGCUUCCUGGGCAUGAGGGCGCGCGAGCUGUUCCGCAACAAGAGCGAGAGCCAGUGCGACGAGGAGCAACAGCAACAACACCCGCCGCCACCCCGCCUGGCCGGCCUCGCCCAUGGCCUCAAGACUGAGCUUUGCGUGGAGCCGCCGCCACCCUGUCCAGGUUAUAUGGCCCCCGUCGGCUCUGCGCCUCCCCCAGCCACAGCCCCCGCUGCUCCACUCACUGUGCCCACCAAGGAGCCCUCGUCUGAGCCCAAGCAGCGGGUCUCCAGCCAGGAAAGCCCCCGCAGGAAGGCAGCGGCCGGGCCGGGCGGAGGCAGGAGUCAGGUGGGGUCCGGUCGCCCCCGGCAGCAGCAGCUAAAGAUCAUGGACUACAACGAAACACAUCAUGAGCACAGUUAGGGACACAGAACUGAGCUGGGAUGAGGAGAGACUGAAGUUUAUCGAUGGAGAAGAGCUACAAAUCAGCUAAAGAGUAACAUGUCAGCGACUUUGGAAUUCAGUGUUAUUUGUUCCAUUCCCCUGAGUGAGGGUCCUCUUGAGUGGACAACAGGAUUCCCCCAAAUGUUUUUCUACUUUUUCUUCCUUUUCUUUCCAUACUAAAUCAUUACCAUGAAGGAUCUUGACCAUGCAUUACGAGUGCUCGACUUACGAGUUUGGAUGUAAGACAAAGAUCUUGAAAGGAGCACCGACAAAAACCUGCACCAUGAGUUUAAAGGGUCAGUUGACCUAAAUUACAAAAAUGAAUUGAAUUCUGUCUGUGGUGCUUGUUGUGUUGACAUUAUUUGGCAGCAACUUGCCCUUUCUGGACAAAUUAUUUGGGAUAAUUCACUUUCCACUGGGGCUACUUUACACUGUAGAAAUGUAUAUUAUAUGAAGUAAUAGGGAAACUUUCUGGAAAGACAAUUUGCUGCAUUUUAAAAUGCUAUGAGCACCACAAACAAAAUUCUCUUUAUUUCCAUUGUGUUGGCUAUCAAGGCAGAAAUCAUAGUUCUAGAUACUGUGACAACCGUAAUUAUCCGCUUUAAUCAAUACUACUAGUCAAACGUGGGAUUAUCUGUAAUUUGGGUGAACUGACAGCCCAUCCAAUCUCUUUUUAAAAGUCACCACUAUUAAUGAAAAAUGAGACACCGCUUUAUUGUUUUUGGAUGUCAGAGUUCAUGAUGAGUUCAGAGGUUUGUUCUGGGGAGACCUUGAAGUGUUAUUGCUGGACUGCACUGGAACAUUUCCAUUUAAACCUUCGCUUUGUCAAAAAAAGACAGAACUUGUUUGCGAAAAUGGGUUUAAUUCUUGCAUUUGGGGAAAGAUGCAAAGAGCGAGGUGUUUGAAAUUUAGACACUGGCAACAUUUUAAGCAUUUUUAUAAACGUCACAUUCCCUGCAUUUAUUUUUUUUUAAUAUUUGUUCAACCACAAACUGUGCUCACAGGUACAUAUUUUCCUAAAUUUGAAUCAGACCUGGCAAAUGACACAAGCCCAAGCUAUAAAAAUCGUCACUUUCUGUUCAAGACAACCAGCUGAUUAUUUUGAAAAGUGCCAUGCAAACAUUUGGCUGAAUUCACUCAUCUGUAGACACAAGUGUUGUUUCUCAACUUGCGUGUACAUUCAGCUGUUAUGUACAGCGCAGGGAAACCAAACAUGUCUCGUCCGAUGGGUUUUCCUUUCUGCAGGUCUGAUAAACAUGGAGUUACCUCUUUUUUUCCCUUCGAAGCGUUAGAGGUAAACUCCGGUUGUGAGAGUCGUCUAAAUCCUGUUGUCCACCGGGAACUCCUGCUGUCAUUUCCUUCUGCCUCGCUAUCUAAAGCAUGUUCAACAACCCACUUUAAAUGCCAACCGUAGUAACUACAGCAAACCAAGACAGAAGGUACAAUCAGCACAAACUGAAGAAACCAGGACUCUGACCGGAGCUGGAGAAUCUGGGACAAAAUGGCAAAAACAGAAGUUCUUAAAGCAGUGGCUUGUGUUUAACUGUGAACAAUAAAGAUCGUCUUCAAUGUUUUGCACUACAA